Messenger RNA from Spirometra erinaceieuropaei, 276 nucleotides. The record is from the annotation of a GenBank genome assembly. NCBI's taxonomy places the organism in Eukaryota, Metazoa, Platyhelminthes, Cestoda, Diphyllobothriidea, Diphyllobothriidae.
AUGUCGACCUAUGUCGCAAACUCCGCAACGACGACCAUCCCCGUAACCUGUAAUCAGGCCGCCAGUGCCUCACCGCCACCAGCCACCAACACCAUCCGUCCUGCCCCAACCCCUGCCUCGACCACAUCUACCAACUCCGCCAAGAACACCACAUUGCACACUCCAUCCACCGAAGGGACGACGUCCGACGUCUCGUCAUCACCACUAGGAUCUCCCAUCUCCAGCGACGUGGACUCAGUCCCCGUCUCUCCUCAUUGCGAUCGCACCUUCACCUGA